AUGGUUCUUGGUAGGAAAACUAAGUGGCAUGCCUCUGACCAUGACGAGGAGAAAGAGAAGACUCACACAGAGGAGACGUUUGCUGAGAUUAGCCUACCAGAUGUGGCACACUGGAUGGCAGUGAAUCAGGGCAAAUUUGAGAAAAAAUUGCAAAGGAAAAUAGAGUUGGAAUUAGAGCUCGAAGAGCUGCUGACCACUUGCUUCUCAGCGAUCAUUCAGAACGUCAUCUGCACCUCCAUCACUGUCUGGUUUGGGUCAGCCACCAAACGAGACAGGGCCAGACUGCAAUGGACAAUAAGGGAUGCAGAGAGGAUCAUUGAAGCUGAUCUCCCUUCCAUCCAGGACCUUUACCGGUGCAGGGCCAGCGUGUUUGGAGAGGUGGUGGACCACCAGAACGGCACCUACACGGCCCGGUUCAGGCUCCCGUGGGCCGGCCCAGUGACGCUGGCCGUGCGCCUGAUCCACUCCAGCGAGGCGGUCCGCGUCCUCAAGCAGCGCCGGCGCACCGACUCCGACCGGAUCUACUUCCUGAACUACUUCCAGGGCACGAGCCAACGGCGUGGGGGCGCCGCGGUGGAGGAGGUGGUGGAAUGUAACGUGAAGUGGCCAGGCGUGACCCUGCCGCCGUCGCCACGGGGACGGUGCGAGUACCACGACGCCCACACGGGUCUCACCUGGCAGUGCCACAAGCCCCCGACACUGACGUGCCAGGACCGCGUGUUCCACUCGGAGGGCGGAUUCAGGAAACGCAUCACUGCCCUGGAGGAGGUCCUCAUGGACAGUCAGCAUGUGAACCAGUGGCUUACCGGUGACUCACGCCUGAUCAGAGUGACUGGAUCUAAUUUAAGUACUGUGGUGAGCAAGCCAUGCAAACCUGGACUUCCCACGCCAGUCCCAGCAGGAUUUUACCUGAACGAUGUGUGGACGUCACUUGUGUGCGCCGCCCGACAUUUCUCUGUUCCAGAAAUCGCUCCAUGCCUCAGAGACAAGCACAUCUACAUCAUGGGAGACUCCACCAUCAGACAGUGGUUUUUAUACCUCAAUGAGGCUGUACCAAGGUUUGUCUGGUUGUCUGGUUGUUAG
Messenger RNA from Sardina pilchardus (European sardine), 1083 nucleotides. RefSeq names its product NXPE family member 3-like. The coding region runs from base 1 to 1083 and encodes 360 amino acids. The transcript is spliced from 6 exons. Lineage: Eukaryota; Metazoa; Chordata; Actinopteri; Clupeiformes; Clupeidae. The record is from RefSeq and is a predicted model, not a curated record.